UAUAUGGUAUGUCGAGACGUACAUAGGCUGAUGUACUACUGUGACUACUGUGACAGCAGACUGUGAAGAACUGAGUAGACAGCAGAAGAAUGUAUAACAAUACAAUACGCACUUAGUAUUCAGGCGAAACAGUCCCUCGUCGAGUGGAAAUUUGUAGUGAAUUUUUGAAACGACACUCGGGUGCAUGUGAAAAACAGUGAUGGAGACGGAGAACGUCAGAUUACGACAACGGAUGGUCGCAAUUUUUUAAUCUGCAUUAAAUUCGGUGCAUGCGACGCAUCACGUAAGUCGUGGAAGGCCCAAGACGUAAACAUGGGAAACUGCUUAAAAAGAGCCACAGGAGGCCAGCUAGAUAAUACGACAUUGUUAAGCAGCAGUUCUGACCCUGGCAUGACUGGUGCUUCUUCACAAGAGACUUUUGGCCCGUCAAUACCCUACAGUGCUGGAAGUUAUUAUCCGCCCAUAACAACCCGAGAACGUCACUUACAAUCAACAGAAUUGGGUAUCAGUCGAGGUAUUGGCAUAGGGGUGGUUGUAAGUAGCGGAGGAUCUGGUAUUAUAAGCGAAGAAGAGCAGCAAGUUCGAAUAGCUAAACGUAUAGGAUUGAUCCAGCACUUGCCUACGCGAGAAUUCGAUGGAACGAAAAAGGGAGAAUGCGUGAUUUGCAUGAUGGAACUUCAAAUUGGUGAAGAAGUGCGUUACCUGCCGUGUAUGCACACUUAUCAUGCCGUAUGUAUCGAUGAUUGGCUUCUCCGAUCACUCACUUGUCCUUCAUGCAUGGAACCGGUAGAUGCUGCGUUAAUCAAUUCUUAUCAUCCGACCACUUAAUGUCGCGAAACGAAACAUCAAACCCAGUGUAGCUCACAUUUUAUUGAAAUAGAGUUCCAAACUGUGGGAAGCAGAUGCUAACUUGGAUAUCAUGAAUCAGGCUUUUCAGUAAAUAUUGCUAUCCACUCUGCAUUUGAUAUACAUAUACUUACACGGAAGUAUAUAGGCAUUAAACAAUAUUUAAUAUUUGAGAAAUGUUUCUAUGCUACCAUUAGUUGAAUAAUUCGAGAGAGAACGAAGUAUAAAAAGACUAAAAUAGUGACAACAAUUUUUGAGAUUUGCCCGAUUUUAUACAGCAAUCACAAAAAUAAAAAAAUAAACGAGCUAACAUCACAAAGUAAACUAACAAUUGAAAAAAAUAUAUAUGAAAAUUAUGUAGUGUAUAUAAUUAAGUGUGUCCACUUAUAAAACAAAUCGAUGCUGUGGUUUCAAUUUAGGGGUGCAGCAUUAUACUUGAAUGUUGGUUUUUCUUUGACAAUGUACGCAUAUUCUCGUUGUUUAAAAAAAAUGCUUUAGUCAAGUUCAUCAAAAGUAUGAAGUUUCUUGAUAAUCCAAUAAACACAAGUCAUAUAUUAUCAUCAUCGUCUUCGUACAUAAUAGACAUAAUACAUAUUCCAACGUUCAUGUAAUUACUGCGUUAAAGAGUAACAUCGACAUUUGUUUCUAGAAUUAGGUAUUUAAAGUAAGAGACCCAAUAUUAAAAUAUGAGGACGUUACCAUUAAUGCAGAACACGAGAGUGGUAGUGAUAAAUGAAAUUUGGACUCUUACAGUUUAUAUCAUCACAGUUGUAAUGUUGAGACAUUCAUUAAGCAUUGUACAGAGUUAUUUGUCAAGAGUUCACAUGCUUCAGUUGAAAAGUUUAAAGUUGUAAUAAGAAAAUAUUAACUUGUGUAAAUGUAUGAGCUACUACGUUUUAUCAUAAAAAAUAGUGUUGUUGAUAUUUUAAUUAAAAUAAGGAACAACACAUAUAAUCAAGUCACUUUAAUACUACUUAGUGAGCGUUCAUAUAUUAUUUUACACUAAAAAAAGGGAGGGUGUUUUAGUUGACCGACACAUUAAGGUUUUCAAUAAGGUAUAAAACGAAUGGUAACACGGAAGGUUAACUGAAAACUGGGGAAAUUGUUUCCACUUGCUACUUUGCGCAUUUCCCCUAUUUGGUUCAUAUCAUUGCUAAAUAAAAUUCUUUCACUAUUCUUGAUGAAGAACGCACGGAGUUUUCUGUAAAUUUGUGAGUCAAUUCAAAAAUUGUGGCCAACGAUCGGAAAAAAAGUAUGUGAUGUACAUAUGUAAUAACUUUUCUACUACGGGAAAUAAAACCUGGUAGCUGCUUAAUUCUGUAUAGAGAUACAGGAAUGCAUAUUUUGAUUUUAUCUGUUUCUUGUAGUCUGCUACAAACACUAUGUAGACAUCCGCAAAAAUAGGAUAUGAUACGAAAAAGACGAUUUUUUUUCGCUGGAAAAUCAUACAUAAACCUACGUAUGUGUAAGCAAUUUGUGCUAUUAUAUUCUAUAAACAGGCUGAAAUGGUUAUAUUUUAUGUUGCGCUAUAAGUUAUCAUUUGAAACUGGGAAGAAUGGACAUGGAGCUGUGAAAAAAGUGAUUUAUGACGAAGCAUAAAUACACAGAUAGUGAUUUAAUACAAAUACAAAUAUUUAGUAACAAA
Molecule: messenger RNA, 2491 nt
Organism: Belonocnema kinseyi
Lineage: Eukaryota; Metazoa; Arthropoda; Insecta; Hymenoptera; Cynipidae
Gene: Rnf11
Product: RING finger protein 11
Exons: 2
Coding region: 313-828 (171 amino acids)
Source: RefSeq, a predicted model, not a curated record